CCCGAAAGCAGACCGAGUCACCUUCGUUGAUCCAGUCUUCCUAACUACCGGGGAACCGCAUACUUGCAGUUGCACGUUCGCCGGACCCAGGAAGCGGAAGCCCCGGAAAGAGAGAGAGAGAGAGAGAUGGCGGCUACCACCACCGCCGGAGGCGGAACCCCCGGCGAGGGUCCGAAGAUAGUGUGGAACCAGCCCCAGCAGAGGUUCGAGACGGAGGACAAGAAGGCCUACCUCCAGUACGCGCUCCGCGACGGGGGCACGGUGAUGGACAUCGUCCACACCUUCGUCCCUCCCUCGAAGCGGGGCCUGGGCUUGGCCUCCCACCUCUGCGUCUCCGCAUUCCGACACGCCAAGACCAACUCCAUGUCCGUCGUCCCUACCUGCUCUUACGUCUCGGACACUUUUCUUCCAAGGAACCCAACUUGGAACUCUCUUUUGUACUCUGAAGAUCUCAGGUCUCAUAUGUAAAUUUGCUAUUAAAUGUUUGGUGAAAAUAAAGGCAAGUCUGUGAGCGUCAAGGGAAUGUAGCUGCUAGCUCGAACUGCUCUAUUCCCCCCGCAUAAGGAUGAUUGUUCCCAUAUCGCAUUUACAGAUUCUUCUUGGGUCUGUAGGCGUUAACACACCUUCGAGAGAUAUAAAAACUUGCCAUAAUUCUGGUUUUAAAUA
Molecule: messenger RNA, 666 nt
Organism: Eucalyptus grandis
Lineage: Eukaryota; Viridiplantae; Streptophyta; Magnoliopsida; Myrtales; Myrtaceae
Product: acetyltransferase At1g77540
Exons: 2
Coding region: 127-468 (113 amino acids)
Source: RefSeq, a predicted model, not a curated record